Messenger RNA from Acaulospora colombiana, 882 nucleotides. The record is from the annotation of a GenBank genome assembly. Lineage: Eukaryota; Fungi; Glomeromycota; Glomeromycetes; Diversisporales; Acaulosporaceae.
AUGAAUGAUAACAUGGAAAAAGCCGAUGCCUCACAGCCUCACCUCUCCCCCCGAGCUUCAAGUCCAAUUCCCAUUCCCUCGCGCUCGCAAACAUCCUCUCCGCAUCCAAACUAUGUGGCCAACGUGGGAAUGCGCAUCACCCCCUCUUCCACUUCGUCCACCUUUAAUUAUCCCGCUUCCAACAAAUCAUCCCAUUCCGACGCCAUCCAUUCCAAAGAAAAUCAUUAUCAAAACAGAACCACAUUUUAUCAUAACUUAUCCGUUCUCAUCAAUAAUCCCGCAGGUAGCAUGUCUAUCUCUCCGUCAAGUCGUGACAUAGUAUUGGCAGCACGGAAUGGACUUUUGAUUGUCGACCUUGAAAAUCCGGGAGAAGAUCCGCGCGCGCUUCACAAUUUGACGAAAUGGGAUGUAGCUGAUGUGCAAUGGAAUCCGCAUCACAAUCGUGAAGAGCGGGUGGCAUCGACGUCUAAUCAAAAAGGACUUAUAUGGAAUCUGACUAAGGAUUCAAAAAGCGCUGUUGAAUGCAUCCUACACGGACAUACUCGUGCCAUCAGUGAUUUGAAUUGGAGUAUGUUUGAUUCGGAGAUGAUUGCGACUUGUUCCGUGGAUACCUUCAUUCAUCUAUGGGAUCUGAGGAAUCCGAAUAAACCAUCGCGUUCAUUCUGUGCCUGGAAAUUCGGUGCUACGCAAGUAAAAUUUAACUUAAAGAAUGAGUUCAUAUUGGCCUCCGCGCAUGACAAGAAUGUUAUGAUAUGGGAUACACGGAAAGGAUCUGACAGCGUGGCUCAGAUUGCCGCGCAUACAACGAAGAUAUAUGGUAUCGAUUGGAGUAAGCAAAAUGGAAAAGAGAUCAUCACUUGUAGUUUAGACAAGUUGGUCAAA